AUGCAUGCACAUUUAGAUAAACCAUUUUCAGAUUUUCUUUUGAGUCUUGGUAAUGGAACUUUGCCUUGCUUUGAUGACUCCAGAAUAACAUUGCGACACUAUCUUACAAUACCUUUUGUUGAUGAUCAAUCUUCACUUUCUGUUCUAAUCACCAGUGUCUUUCCUGACCUCAUAGCAUUUGGUACACACUCAUUGCAUAUACUUAACAGAGCUAUACUAACUACUAAAAAUGAAUUUGUGCACGAGAUAAACAACCUCCUGAUCACAAAGUUUCCUGGUACAGAACACAAAUAUGUAAGUUAUGAUGAAACUAUAGACCAAUCCAAACAAGCAGAACACAAGGACUUUUUACAUUCAUUAGAACCUCCAAGCCUGCCACCACAUGAACUCAUUCUAAAAGUCAAUAGUCCUAUUGUAUUACUUAGAAACUUGAACCCAAAAGAAGGUUUAUGUUACGGAACACGACUAAUUUGUCUUGGUUUUGCUCCCAAUGUUAUCCAUGCACUCAUUGCUGUCAGAAAUCAUAUUGAAAAACAAGUCUUUAUCCCAAAAAUCUCAUUACAAUGUUCUGACAGUAACAUUUACAUAGUACCCUUCAAGAAAACACAACUUUCAGUUAGACUUUGUUUUGCCAUGACUAUUAAUAAAGCACAAGGACAAACACUCGACUUCGUCGGCUUGUACUUAAAGGAGCCAGUAUUUGGUCAUGGUCAGUUGUAUGUUGCUUUAUCUAGAGCUAAAACAGCAAAUGAUGUUAGAGUUUUAGUUAAGCCCUCUCCAGAUGAGCAGACUGACAUAGUUUCUACAAGAAAUAUAGUAUACAAUGAAGUCCUAUCAAUUGCUGGUGUUAUCUAA
Molecule: messenger RNA, 855 nt
Organism: Coffea arabica (coffee)
Lineage: Eukaryota; Viridiplantae; Streptophyta; Magnoliopsida; Gentianales; Rubiaceae
Source: RefSeq, a predicted model, not a curated record